GCUGCGAGAGGCGUGUGCACCUUCCUCCGGCCUCAGCAGCUCUGUCAGCUCCUCCGAUGGUACAGCCUGACUCUGCAGCUGGGACGCGAACAAGCAGCACAUAGAAGCAGAAGGAGAGGCAGGCAGGAAGGCAGGCAGGCUCGCACGGUUGGAAGGAGGGGAAACGCACACACCACGCCAUGGGAUGCUGCAACAGAAGGUGCGGGCUGAUAGCCGGAGCCGUGUUUGGCGCUCUGGUAACCAUCCUGGGAGGCAUCCUCAUCCCGGUGGGGGACAUGAUCAUUGAGGAGACGGUGAAGAAGGAAGCCACCAUCGAGCCCGGAACCAUCGCUUAUGACAACUGGGUGGCUGCGGGAGCAAAGGUGUACCGGCAGUUCUGGUUCUUUGACGUGCAGAACCCAAAAGAAGUGGAGCUGGGCGGGAAACCAGUGCUGAUGGAAAAAGGACCCUACACGUAUCUGACACGAUUUCUCGCCAAGGAGAACAUCACAUUCUUCCUCAAUGACACGGCCUCGUUCCUGCUGCCUCAAGCUGCCAUCUUUGAGCCGUCCAUGUCUGUAGGACCAGAGGAAGACAUCAUCUCAUGUCUCAACCUUGGAGUGGCUGGAGCUUAUUCACUUCUUCCUCCCAACAUGCUGGAGUUCCUGACCUCUCAGGGGAAAUACUCCUUGUUUCAAAGGCGGACAGUUCGUGAGCUGCUGUGGGGCUACAAAGACCCGUUGCUGUUCGGGAUGCAGAUGGGUCUUUUCUCACCCUACAAUGGAACUUAUGAUGGAUACUACAAUGUAUUCACCGGCAAGGAUGACAUCAACAAAGUGUCACAGAUUGACAUGUGGAGGGGAAACAGCAACCUCGGCUUUUGGAAUGACUCUUAUUGUGACAUGAUCAACGGGACAGACGCUUCGUCCUUCGCUCCCUUUCUGGACAAGGAGAAGCCGCUCUAUUUCUUCUCUUCAGACAUUUGCAGGUCCGUCUCAGCCAGCUAUGAGCAGACGCUGGACCUGAAAGGGAUAGAUGUGUACCGCUACUCCCUCCUCCCGACCACGCUGGCCUCCCCCGUGGACAACCCAGACAACAGAUGCUUCUGCAAAAACAUGCAGACCACAAAAAACUGCACUUUGGCUGGAGUUCUGGAGCUCAGCACCUGUCAGCAAGGUGCCCCCAUCUACAUCUCUCUGCCCCACUUCCUUCACGGCAGUGCCAUACUGAGGGACAGCGUGGUAGGCCUCAACCCGCAUCCGGAAAACCACAAAACCUUCCUGGAUGUGGAGCCAAUCACCGGGUUCACUCUAAACUUUGCCAAAAGAAUUCAAGUGAAUAUGAUGUACGGACCAUCAGAUGUCGUCACACUCUUUAAAAAUAUCUCAGACUACAGCAUACUUCCUCUCGUUUGGAUGAAUGAGACGGCAACUUUAGACGACGAGACCGCAGACAUGUUUAAGAAUGAACUUUUUGGCCGGAUCAACAUGUUGGACAUCAUACAGAAGGUCAUGAUGGGAGCAGGCGCCGGCAUCUUCGUCCUCUGUCUCAUCUUCUACUUCUUUGCGAGGAGGAGCCACAACCGGGGCAAGACUGCGUGACGGCGGCGUGGAGCUUCCUCGCCGUUCGGUCCGUGCAAAGGCACAGUGCACUCAAGCUGCUAUCAGCCGUCUUAAUAUGGACCUGCACUGUUUGGUUUUGAACUUCAUCAUUAUUUAUGAUGCCUUGUUUUUAGGUUUUAAAAAGGGGGUUUGGGGGGUAUACUGUGAUUUUUGUACAGCUCAAGAGAGAAUUGUUUCGCCAGAUUUCCUUUGAACUGCAGACUCUGUAACAUGAACUCAUAUCUUUUGCUGAGUGACUUUAUUCAGAGGUAAUAAAAGCUGGAAAAGGUGAGUCAGUGAUUGAUUUGUUUAAAAAAAAAUCUGUUUAUGGUGUCACAGCUGAUUACUUGGUUUGAACUAUUCUUCAAUAUGAUGUUUUAGUUUUUUUUCCUUUAAACUUUACAUUAUUUGUCCAUUAAGGUCCAAUAAUUGUUGAGUAAAAACUGAAUAAACACUCACAUCCAUUGGUGGAGGUGGUAUGAUGGUA
This is a messenger RNA of Oryzias melastigma (Indian medaka), 2067 nucleotides long. RefSeq names its product CD36 molecule (thrombospondin receptor) (gene cd36). The transcript is spliced from 12 exons. Gene Ontology annotation, molecular function: low-density lipoprotein particle receptor activity; low-density lipoprotein particle binding; scavenger receptor activity. Gene Ontology annotation, biological process: amyloid-beta clearance by cellular catabolic process; low-density lipoprotein particle clearance; lipoprotein transport. NCBI's taxonomy places the organism in Eukaryota, Metazoa, Chordata, Actinopteri, Beloniformes, Adrianichthyidae. The coding region runs from base 180 to 1580 and encodes 466 amino acids. The record is from RefSeq and is a predicted model, not a curated record. Gene Ontology annotation, cellular component: caveola; cell surface; cytoplasm.